UGCUGGGGAACCGUGACGGAAAAGGGUGGUCACGUCGUUGACAGGAGCCCACCUCGAUUUUGAUCGGAAAAACCACCAAAGUCACAGCACUGUACCGCCCUGGAAAACGCAGCACUCACCAGAUUUGUUCUGCCUCGACAAAUAAAUGCUCAACAUAGGCAUCAGAGAAAUAAAACACACGAAAAACAAAGACCAUUUUGUGAACUGAAACAAAAGCGCACUGGCCAUACAGCACCAAGAUAAAGCCCACGGAGCCUCUCAAUGCAUACCCUUUGUGCUCGGGGAACGAUGAAGCCAGAGAUAACCGCCGCCGUCGGAUUUCUGUCGAGAUUUCUGCGGAUUAAAGGACAUGUGAACGACAGACAGCUCCAGACAUUCAGCCAGUCCUUACAGGACAUACUGGCAGAGCAAUACAUGCACCACUGGUUCCCAGACCGCCCCAACAAAGGUUCUGGGUACCGCUGCAUACGUAUUAACCACAAGAUGGACCCUCUGGUGGGGCAAGCUGGCCAGCGCAUUGGUCUGAGCAUCCAGCAGCUCUAUGUUCUGCUUCCUAGCGAGCUCACAUUGUGGGUCGACCCAUUCGAAGUGUCCUACCGCAUCGGCGAGGAUGGAUCCAUUUGCGUGCUCUAUGAAUCCAAUCCCAAUGCCAACGUCACCACUGGAAACAGCAACCCACCCAUGGUGGACAGUCACAUAAGCUGUAAGGAGGAAUUGUUGGUUAUGGGUCGAACCAGCCCAGCUAAAUCAUACAUGAUGACUGUGUCCAGCUAAACGGGCCACUGUUGUCAUUUUUAAGAUAACGUGAAACAAAAAAGAGAGAAAGAAGAAGAAAAAAAAAAACAGGAUGUGUCCUAUCGUCCAGGAGAUGGAAACCUUGUAGGUUUAAUUUUCACUCGUUUGGUUGUCUGUUCUGUUCUUGUGUUGGAUCUACCAGAGGCUUGACCCUGGGGCAGCUAUGAAGACCCAAGACAUCGGCCUCUCGCAAAGACUGGCCCACUCCCACGGCAGUCUUGGGGGUUUUCUCCAUCGUCUGCCGAUGUUAAUUUUGCACUUUUGCUUACAUGGUUUAUGUUAUCACAUAAAACCCAAACUCCCUCAUAAAUAUUAAGGAGUUACAUUCAGAAUCCUGUUUCAUUAUCUCGCCGUUCACUGUCGAACUGAAGCCCAGACCUACGGUCAGUUGCACCAGGACAGAGUAGCCGCUAUGAGCCUCUUUUUUUAAUAACCUCACUUUUUUGGACCACAAAGCGGUACUUUUCUCCAUUUUUCAGUGUCUGGUUUGCUGUCGGGCCUCCUCCUGGGCUUCAGCUCGACAAGAACGGCUUCAAACCACCUCCAUCCUUUACACUGCCGCAAUGGAAUACCUGUGUCAUACUGUUAAACUCUCUAGCCAUUAUUGGCAAUGUGAUGCAAAGGUUCUCAUGCUUGUAGCUUUUUCUAGGGGUCGGAGUCCCUCCUGGAUGAAUGUAAUUUAUAAGACAGACAAAGAAAUAUCCAACAAUGACUAAAACAAUUUAUUUAAGCCCCUUGUCAUACCAAAAUGAAAGAUGUAGCAAAGUUUUUUUUUUUUUUUUUUUACUUAGAGCAGACGUGAUCUACAUUUUCUUCCUGAUUAGAAAGGAUAAUGAAUGCACUUUGACAUUUAGACUGUGUGGGAUGACUUUUAGACUUAACCAAGCUGCAUUCCAUCGCUUUCUUUUUACAUUCUCAUUCAGUUUCACACCAUUUUCAUAAUUUGUUUUCUUGCUUACACUCUGCCUAGCGUAAGAGCAAUGUGGUUGCAGUAUUUAAGAAGCCUGUGUCAAAAGGAAUAUUUCAGACCAGGUUGUUGUCGCAUUCAGUAGUGCCGUUUUAAUCCUUUCAAGUUACUGAGAUGCACACAAUUCAGGCUGGUUUUCCAUCAAGACUAUUUUCUAAUGCAGAAGGCUGAUACUCAAAGGCAAAACUCAGUAACUACACAUUUUGUCUGGUCAGUUAUGACCAAAAUUUAGACUCUUAAACCAGUGGUUCUCAACUAGGGGGCUGGGGACUGCUAGAGGGCCUCAACAAUAAUCCAAGGUGGCCAUGAGAUGAUUUGAAAUGAAAUGGGUUAUAUCAAAACUAUCAAGCUUAAUUAAAAAAGGCUAAAAUACAGGCCGAAACCAUAUAAAAUCAUAGUUCAAAAAACAUUUAUUAACCUGAAAUUAUUCUUGAGAAAUUAUUUUUAUCUUUUGGCCUUCGAAUAGUGUCUUGGACAAUGAGGGGCUCUGGAGUCAAAAAGGUUGAGAACCACUGUCUGACUGAUCUGUCCUGAAACAAAUGGCUUUGGCUCAACUAUGCACAGAUAGUGGAGAGUAAAAAUUGCAGUAACUAUGAAAUCAACAAUAAAAUUAAGUAACUUAAGUCAUUUUUCUCAAUUUCAGUGUUGGCGUAGUUACUGCGUUUUGCCUUUUUAGAGGAGAUAUGGCCCUCUGUGGCUACAAUAAAGCAGUUUAUGCUGCGGGAAAGCUAGAACUGCAAACGUCUCUCCAUUGGACAAUCCGGAAACCCAAAUUACGGGACCAAUGUUUCGUAUCCUAUUAUUUUUAAAGCCUCUUUACAAAGACAGCCUGGAAAAACAGAUGUCAACUCCUUGUUUGCACACCGAAUUGCAGGGCCCACCAAUCUUAGAUGCUGAACAUGGUGCUUGCUUUUUCACAGAUGGUCUUCAGCCAGAAUAAAAGCCAAAUGUCACCGGUCUCAGUCUUAAUUAGGAGCGCGCGGUCAAACAUAUCAUCUCCCUCCCUAGGCUGGGUGUAGGAGGGGGUAGGACCCUCAUAUCAGGGCAGCUACAAUCCUCUCCAGCCCCCUUCCUCACAGCCCAGAGGAGAGUUUAGCCAGCACACACACACUGAGCGCACUCCAAACUCACUGAGCCUGUUGUACAGGGCUGAGACAAACAGGAAGAGAAAAUUGAGCAAUGCUCCUGGUUGAGCUACAAAUGGCAUUUGUUCAGGGCAAUGCUGAUGGAUUUGUGCUGAAUCUGUUAAUAUUAGUUGUGUGGACAUGAGUAUGUGCGGGAGAGGGAUUGCUUUAGCCUUAGCCGUUAAGCUGCAGAGACCGGGUGCUGAUUAACAGUCCUAUAUGUGUGCUAAUACCUUUGACCCCAGAGGAUCAUGAGGAUCAUGAGCUGGGUUGUUGAUGCACUGCCUUUCUUCCUGUUUCCUUGUUCCUUAUUGGACCAUCAGCUAUUUAAGACCGGAGAUCACAUUUAUUAAGCUGAAUUACAGCACACAUGCUUCUUAAAUCCAAAUUUGUAUAUGAAACAUUUGCUGAAGCUAUUUGAAACACCUGAGAUAGUCAGACGGUCUGCAGUUUGGACGCAAUUUGCCAUCCCACUCUUCUGAAUGCUUUAACUCCGACAGGCAGCCCCCCACCCCUAUGGUUUUAAUAUUUAAUAUUUUUAACCAGUCUGGUGACCGUAACCAAAUUCAGACAGACAAUUUGAGUGCUUUUAGAUCUACAAUUUUUAAACUACUAAGAAUUAUGACUUCACACCACCUCCACCGAAAUAAUGACAUCAGCAAACAGAUUUCACUUUUCACCAUUCUGAACCCUGUUUCCGUUCAGUAAACGUUUGCACACAAGUUUUAGUAUCGUUGUAAUUCUAAAGUCAACUUUGAGCAAGAGCACAUGAAAUGCACUAAUAGGUUAACAUUGAAGUUAUGUGACUUUGAGACAGCUGAGUCUCUAUUGGAAUGUAUUGACAAGCUCAGGCCACAGACAUUCUUAUGGAUGUGCAGGUUAAGAUGUGAAAAAUAGAAGGGAAUGAUUUGGUUCUGACAUUCAUUUCAGAAGUGAUUAGAGUUAUUGCCACUUUCACAUUCAAAGUGGUUCCAUAUUUGUAGAAUGUAUUAUUAUUGUACAACAUAUGGUAGACUAAGUACACAACCAUACAAAUGGGAAGUGCCAAUAAUUGAUAUUUUGCUGUGUGUAGACGUGUCCCUUUUUGUAUCUCAUAUUUUAACAUGAAUUUCUCUUUCAUAAGUGAAGCCAUUUGUGUUAGGAGUGUUGGAGAGGACCAAAGUUGUUUUGGUAAAAAAUAAUAAUAAUAAAAAAACAUAUCAGUUUCCAUGCUCUGUUCUGAUAGACUUUCUUGUUUUUUUCUUUUCUUGUUUUUUUUCUUUCUUUUUUAAAUUAAAACAACAAAAAAAGAAAAAAAUUUGAGCUACCCAAGAUAAAGCUGUCUGUAUCUUGUGAUUUUUUCCUGUCUGUACAUCUCUUGUGUUCAUUGUUUGAUUCUUUAGUCUUGGGUAUGUUGUGAUGAACUGCUGUAAAUUUGUACAGUUCAUGUAAAUUGAUUGUUCGGAAGUUGUACAGAUUUCUAUAUUUUGGAAGAAAAGUUUUUUUUUCUCUGUAAUAAAAGAUUUCCUAUCUUG
Xyrauchen texanus (razorback sucker) is the source of this 4400-nucleotide messenger RNA. Its product is annotated as protein BTG1-like. The record is from RefSeq and is a predicted model, not a curated record. The transcript is spliced from 2 exons. NCBI's taxonomy places the organism in Eukaryota, Metazoa, Chordata, Actinopteri, Cypriniformes, Catostomidae. Bases 262 to 774 code for a protein of 170 amino acids. Gene Ontology annotation, biological process: negative regulation of mitotic cell cycle; negative regulation of cell population proliferation. Gene Ontology annotation, cellular component: cytoplasm; nucleus.